AGUGAGGCAAGGAAUUGUUUUCAAUACGAAAUGAACUAAAGCUGAAUGUUUUUCUCGGCUUAUUUUAUAAAUUAGCUGGACUAUCAAAUCUAAUCGUGUUUCCUAUGGGAAAAAUUCAGAGCUUUUCAAUGAAAAUGGUCGCUCAAAUGUUUUAGAGUUUUUGGGAUGUAUAAAUAAUGGCCGAUAAUAUGGAUGCUGAAUUUCGACGGCCUAACAAAAUUCUACGUGGAUUUUCCAUGGUUGAUCAAGAAAUAGUGUCAAAACUUCACGAAGAUAUUAAAUCGAAAGGGCAGGAGAAGCAUGAAAUUGCUUGUUAUAAUUUUACAUUGCCAGAUUUGUCUCAGUUCGAGGACGAUUUUGCCGCAUUCUUAAUGAAGGACCUUGUGGAAAAUGCAACUUUAAAAUCGCUUGAGGAAACAGGUCAUCUAAACUGGUGGACAAAAGAGUCGUGCUUGCAACGGUUGUAUCCCCUUUUGACCUGUGGUGAUGGCAAUUGUCUACUACAUGCUGCCUCUCUAGGAAUAUGGGGCGUCCAUGAUCGAUGGUUGAACCUACGGCAAGAUGUUCAUCAGAUGUUAUUAUCAAGUUGUUUUCAGGAUACUUUGAAACUUCGCUGGUUGUGGUAUGUUUGGGUGAAGAAUCUUCAAGAGGGACUAAAUUUUAAUGAGGAAGAGUGGCAAGCGGAAUGGAAGGCUGUGCUUGACAGGGCUAACUCUGAACCUGUGACAACCAAACGUCUUGCAACUGUAAAUGAGGGAGAUGCUGCUGCAACUGUAAAUGAAAGUGAUGAUCUUGAAAACUCUGGUUUGUCAAAGAGGGUCAGUAACAGUUGGCAGCCUCAUUACGAGAGUCUUGAGGAGGUGCACAUUUUUUCUCUUGCGCAUGUGCUACGUCGGCCAAUCAUAGUUGUCGCUGAUAGUUGGGUAUACGACUUUGAGGGCCGUCCAUUGGCUCCUAUUCCUUUCGCGGGCAUUUACCUACCCAUUGAAUAUGAGCCCGCAGAAUGUUGCCGUUCGCCGUUAGUGCUAGCUUUUUGCUCGUCACACUUUUCGCCCAUUGUGGCUACCGUACCAUCCAAACUGCGAGCCAAUGGAAACGGUGUAUGUACUAGUUCAAAUGAUACCAGCUCAGAAAGUGAUUCUUCCGCAAAAUCGGAGAGCGAAACAAAGAAAUCUCGAAAUGGACAUUCCCGAACAGCAUCAAUUACAAACUCUGUCAUUCAAAAUGCGAUGUUUUCGUUGUACGACAUGACUAAAUCAACCCUUCAUGCGGCAAAAUCGUUUAUUUCCCCUCCAAUAAAAGAUAUAAAUGCGGGCAUACCAAUUGUAAACAAAGACUUGGAUAUUUUAUCAUUGCCGUUUGCCGUCAAACCAGACAUGAACUGGAAUUAUCUUGAUUCCGAAAGCAGCGAAAACAUUGUUAGUAAAAAAUCCCUUAGUGAGGAGGAAAGAUUGGCUCUAGUGAAAAAAUAUCUUGACGUAGUUGAAAUUGAUCUAAACAGAACAAAAUUACGGGAAACUGAUUCUUCCCACCCAAACGCCACCGAAACUAAAUCUAAUGCAAAUGGCGAUUCUACGCCUAACAAUGGCGAAACACCGCAAAAGAUACCGGUCGUUGUAGUCCCUUGCGAAAACCAACCGACUUUUUACGACGAAGUGAUGUCAAGGUAUUUAAAAAAUGCGAAGGAACGAUUUGAUUUUGAAGAAAAGACAAGAGUAAUUACGCCUCAACAGCAAGAACGUUUAAAAUGUAUGAGUGAAGGUUGCGAUUUAUACGGCACUGUCGAAAAUAGCUAUCUGUGUUCUAAUUGCUAUAAAAACCAGUUCGAAUCGCUUGUGAAUUUAACAAAAUCUUCAAAUUCAUCUCUCACGCCGCCUUCCCAUGCCGAAGCGACAGGCGAAUUAUCGACCAAUAUAAUGGGCCAAUCGUCGAACAGUUCUGGUAACGAAACUCCAAAAACAUUGAAGGAAAUUUCUGCGCAAUGUCCAACUCCUGGUUGCGAAUUCUUCGGUUCCCCGAACACAAAUGGCUUCUGCUCGAAGUGUUUUAAAGACAAAAACCCACAGAAAUGAGUGAGUUUGACCGGCUUCUCCUUGUUUACUUGCUUCUAGCGCAUCGCUUUUACUCGUUUGCAAUAUUUAUUUUACAUCGAAUCAAUCAGUGUAUGGUAGAUUGUGUCUGGAAAUGCACGACUCCUUUCGUUCUAUUCUUCAAAUAUUCAUUGACAUAAAUUUAGCAGAUCAACUAGUUACGUUCAUACAAAAUAAAUGCAAUUUAAUAUACAAUUUAAAAGAAUAUAAGCAGAAUUUUUAUGAGGUAAAAGAAGUUUCCAAAUUUGCAGACUGUCAAACGUUCAUAACUGUCUUUAAAAAAGUUUGACAGUAAUUUCAUCAUUGCUCUAACCCAAUGAUUGGACGCAUAGAUAACUAGAUAAUUAAAAUCCUAUCAGAAGAUUA
Messenger RNA from Xenia sp. Carnegie-2017, 2456 nucleotides. RefSeq lists its product as uncharacterized. Gene Ontology annotation, cellular component: nucleus; cytoplasm. Bases 177 to 2072 code for a protein of 631 amino acids. The record is from RefSeq and is a predicted model, not a curated record. The transcript has 4 exons. Gene Ontology annotation, biological process: protein deubiquitination involved in ubiquitin-dependent protein catabolic process; protein K48-linked deubiquitination; protein K63-linked deubiquitination. Gene Ontology annotation, molecular function: DNA binding; zinc ion binding; cysteine-type deubiquitinase activity. NCBI's taxonomy places the organism in Eukaryota, Metazoa, Cnidaria, Anthozoa, Malacalcyonacea, Xeniidae.